Messenger RNA from Polyodon spathula (Mississippi paddlefish), 3899 nucleotides. Its product is annotated as tetratricopeptide repeat protein 7A-like. Lineage: Eukaryota; Metazoa; Chordata; Actinopteri; Acipenseriformes; Polyodontidae. Gene Ontology annotation, cellular component: plasma membrane. Gene Ontology annotation, biological process: phosphatidylinositol phosphate biosynthetic process; protein localization to plasma membrane. The transcript has 18 exons. The record is from RefSeq and is a predicted model, not a curated record. Gene Ontology annotation, molecular function: protein binding.
CAGCGGCAGCGGGUGACUUCCUUGUUUUAAGAGUACAUGUAUUGUACUAGGAGCACCAUGGCAGCGCGAAUCUCCUUCUCCCAGUACCGACUGGAGGCUGAAAUUGAAAGAUGCCGGGGCGAAUGCCAGUGGGAGAGGAUGCCCGAGCUGGUGCAGCAGGUGAACCUCGCCGGAAUACACGAGCACGAUGACUUCGGGAUCCUGCUGUUGGCUGAGUCCCUGCUGGAGGAGUGUCUCCUGGAGAAUGCAGCCCAGCUCAGAGACUGCACUCCGUUAAUGGAAGAGAAGCUGCCCAAGCUGCGCCAAGCCAAGGCACACCUGAGCACCAUUCUGAACAGAGGCAAGCUGCAACCGAAGUAUCUGACUGAAGCCAUGCUGGUUCUGGCUAAGCUGCACUAUGUCGAGGGCUCCCUGAGAGAUGCGCUCUGCAUGUACGCCCGCAUGGGACUGGAGAACUUCGCCAUGGAGAACCAGCAGCUCUACCAGAGUAGACUGCUGGCCGAAGCUCUGCUCAUUAAAGGUAGGCUCGCUUGCUCGCUGCCUGCACCAAAGUGCAAACAAUCACACGCCUCUAAAUUGUACACAACUCUACACAAUAAAGACAUGCUACAUCUAAUGUAUGUAGUAAUAAUAAUAAUAAUAAUAAUAAUAAUAAUAAUUGUAAUGAUAAUAACCCAUAUAAAGGUUUGCCACAGUAACUUUGCCUGGUAUUUGUGCAGUUUUACUAUGCUUUUUUCAUGGUUGUACUAUGCAUGUACCAUAGUUUACCCGGGUCUGCCAUGCUUUUUAAAUAUACUUUAUCUGACCUCUCAGGGCUAUAAAUUGCUUACUUAUGCUUUACCACGAUUCAUUUACUCUGCUUAUACUGUAGAAAACUUUCAGGCAACCCUAAUAACCCAUACUACCCUGUUGGUUUGCUGUUGCCAGUCAGUAAGCAGUGCCCACUCCAAGGGUGUGAAGAGCAGUGGCACAGCGUCAGAGUUCAGUCCCGGUUUCUUCCUGAAGGUGGCGCUGCAGAGCGCAUACGUCACGCACUUCAAGAAGGGCAACCUGGUGCGAGGGCAGAGAAGGGUGAGACAGGUCCUAAGAGCAGUGGAGUCAAAGGGCACGCUGAACUUCAAAAAGACUGCAGCAAGGCAUCUGGUGGAGGUGCUGCUGCACACAGUCAGCGAGGACAGCUACUGGAGCCCUUCCUCCGAGCCCCCCCUAGAGCUGCAGGCAAAGGAGCCGCCAACCCCCGUCAGCUACACCCUGGACCGCGAGGCGAAGCAGUAUAGUGGAGACAAUCUGUUUUGCCCGCAGGAUAACAUAGAAGAGGCCCUGCUGCUCCUGCUGAUCAGCGAGUCAAUGGCAAACAGAGACACGGCCAUCAGCCGAGCCCCUGACCAGCUGGAGAACCGGGCAGUCAGUCUGAAGGACACUUCUGUGGUCUAUGACCUGCUGAGCAUCACCAUGGCGAGGAGGGGGCAGUACGCAAUGUUGUCUGAGUCGGCGAGCGCAGUGUCUGUGUUCCGGGAGUGCUCUAAGCUGCUACCGACUGACCCCACCAUCCCCCUCCUCGCUGCGUAGGUCUGCAUCGGACAGCUGCAUUGGCUGGAGGAAGGAGAGGUUUUUUCCAGAAUGGUGGUUGACAUGGCUGAGGAAGCUGGAGAAUUCCUGGCCAAGGGACACCUGGCUCUGGGACUCUGCUAUAGUCUGCAGGCCUCGGAUGCUUCUCUUAAAGGUGAUCAGGAUAAACUAAACAGGAAGGCACUAGAGACUCUGAAGAGAGCCCACCAGCUGGACCCAGACAACCCUCAGAUAUCCCUGUAUCUGUCUCUGCAGCUCGCUGUGGUUAGACAGAUCUCUGAUGCAAUGGCGCCUCUGCAGCAGGCCCUGAAGGAUGGGAAGGAUGACUUGCACUGCCUGCACCUGCUGGCCUUGCUCUUCAGUGCACAGAAACACUACCAGCAUGCCAUAGACCUCAUCAACAUGGCCAUCAGCGAGCACCCAGAGAACUUCAGCCUGCUGUUCACAAAGGUGAAGAUCGAAGCAGUUCUGCGAGGCCCUGAAGUGGCUCUGCUGACCUGCAGGGCAAUGCUGCGUCUGUGGCAGAGCUCCUUCCACUCCUCGCAGACCAGUGAAGGGGAUGAGGGGAGCAGCGCAGAUGAUUCCGCCCUUAUGAGCAGGAAACCCAGCGGGCUGCACCUCACCCUGCCAGACUUCCAGGACCCUGAGACCGGCUCCCAGCGCACCCCGUCCAUCGCAGCAUCGCGGCUGGAACAGGCCAUGUCGGAGAUGGCAGCCUACAGCACCACCCAGCGGCAGGGGCCGGUGCAGAUGUGGACCACGCUGGAGCACAUCUGGCUGCAGGCUGCUGAGCUGUUCAUGGAGCAGCAGCAGCUGAAGGAGGCUUCGUUCUGUGUGCAGGAGGCAGGGAUGCACUUCCCGGUGUCCCACAGCGUGCUGCUGAUGCGCGGCUGGCUAGCGGAGCUAAAGGGCAGCAUGGAGGAGGCCAAGCAGCUGUAUGACCAAGCCCUGAGCAUCAACCCCCAGGGGGUGCGCAUCCUGCAGAGCCUGGGCCUGAUCCUGAACCGGAUGGGCCAGAGCAGCCUGGCAGAGAAAGUCCUGAGGGACGCUGUCCAGGCUCAGAACACAUCUCACGAGUCGUGGAGGUGCCUGGGGGAGGUGCUGCAGGAGCAGGGGAGGAGUGAGGCAGCGGCUGAGUGCUUCCUAACUGCCCUCGAGCUGGAGUCCAGCAGCCCCAUCAUGCCCUUCACUGUCAUCCCCCGGGAGCUGUAGACCUGCUCACACCACAACACUCACAGAGACAUUUACUAAGCUUCUACCCCACAUACAAUAAAAAGAGGCUUCACCUUAGAAUCAAUGGUAAGAACACAAGAACAAUUUUAGAAACGAAAGGAGGUCGUUCGGUUUCUAGAGUCUAAUAUCAAAACAUUGUUCAGUCGUGGAUCUUUAAUGAUCCCAGUGAUUCAGCAUCAAGAACAUGACUACAUAACCCAGUUUCCAUCAGCACCGUUCAGCUGGUAGCAGCCUGUGUAAAUGACACAUGCCAGAGGUGCAACGGUUAAUAGAGGCUAUCUUAUCUUACAGGAUCGGAUAUGACAGGUUCUACUGUAUUCAUAAAAUGUUUGUCAAAUGUGUUAUGACUUUUUUCCUAUAAUAAUACAAAAUUAUAUUAAUUACGAUCUCAAUAGUUACAGUAAAAGUGAAGCCUACAAAUCACACACAAGCAGUUAGAAUGAUGAAUUUCCAGUCCCUUUCUGUUUGUAACUAAUGUGAUGACAGACUGUUCUGAAUGCUUACUGUGUGUGCAUGUCAUGUGUGUUCUCAAUGUGCUUCUGAAGGAUUCGGCACAUAGGUUUACAGUGUUCAGUAGUCUUUAUAAAUGCAACCUACUGAAGAGUUUAAUUCAAAUAAAGUGCUAACUAGGACAUGGCCCCUUAGCAUACUAUUGUAUAUGGCAGCCCAGCUGCUAAAGCAUUAGUGUAUAGCACUGUUCAAUUCUAAAGCAAGCACAGCACUAUGUUAUGUAAAGAUAUUUCUGUCAUCUGUACUGUAUAUGUCUGCUGGAAAUAAAUGCUGUAUUUUAUAUUUAAAUGUUUUUAAAAGGUUAAGUUGCUAUGCAUUCGAUACACCACCAGCAACAACAGAGCCCAAGAUGUAAAUAGCAUGGCAUCAGAUCAUGGGGCACUAGUUUAUUUUUUGUGUCUUUAAAGACAAGGCUAUAUUUUUGAUGCUAAUACAUUCUGUAAUAAUAUCAUAUUGUACAUGUCACAUUAAGUGUCUCUAAUUACUGUGUAUUUGCAUAGUUCUUGCUUACUAAAUACAAAUUAUGAUGAUACUGUGUUACUAGUUACAAUGUACUUAAUGUGUGAAUCUAGUAUCUUUCUUUCCCA